Centruroides sculpturatus (bark scorpion) is the source of this 1211-nucleotide messenger RNA. Its product is annotated as juvenile hormone acid O-methyltransferase-like. Gene Ontology annotation, molecular function: S-adenosylmethionine-dependent methyltransferase activity. The transcript is spliced from 5 exons. The record is from RefSeq and is a predicted model, not a curated record. NCBI's taxonomy places the organism in Eukaryota, Metazoa, Arthropoda, Arachnida, Scorpiones, Buthidae. Bases 447 to 1211 code for a protein of 254 amino acids.
ACGAAACGACAUUUCGAAAUACGAGAAUUCCCGUAAGGAAAACGCGCGAAUAGUUUUACACGUUUCUGCUUUUCGUCAACGACCGAAGCUGUAAGAAAAGAGAAAAAUCUCUUUUAAUAUCGCCCAGCCAUUUUUAAUUAAAAUUUGUUUAGGUAAUUUAGAAUUUAGAAUUACGCAUUCCUUUUUUACAAAUGUUAUACGAAACGAGCAAAUUCUAACCUUCGACGUUUAUACGUUCGUUUAUCAAACGCUAUUUAUAUUUGGCGUAGAAAGAUAAGUUUGCGCAUUGACUUGGUCUCGAAUGGAUAACGAUAUCGCUUACGUCGUCGUCGUUAUCGCUCGUCUCCGUAUUAAUUGAUGCGGGACGGAGGAAGAGUUAAAGGAGAGAAGAUUUCCGAUUUGGACUUACGACGGCCGAAAUUGCCCGAUCUCCGUUUCGAGAUAAUAUGGAAGGAACGGCCGAAGAGUACGAAAAAUCCUGCCCCGAAAUACUCUCUCGCUACGCCGCUUCUUCUGUAGAUUUACAUUUUCCGGCCAUGAAAUGGUCCGAGGAGGAUGUCAUUUUGGAUAUCGGAUGCGGUCCCGGAAGAACCACCAGGAAUAUUCUCUUACCGAAAUGUCCGAAAGUAAAGAAAAUCGUGGCCGUAGACAUAAAUCCCGGUUACGUCGAGUAUGCCAGGAAAACAUAUUUCCACGAAAAAAUAGAGUUUAGGAUGCGGAACGUCUUCGAAAGACUGGAAUCGACAGAAAUUGAAAAAUACGAUAAAGUCGUGUCUUUCUACGUCUUCCAUUUUAUAAAUGAUCUGGAAAACUUAUUUUCUGUCGUUUCUUCGCUUCUGAAGCCCGGAGGACAUUUUUUCUUCGUUCUUAUUACCAAACAACCUUCGUAUUCCGUCAGACGAGAGCCGAGUACCGACCGAGAGUGGACCGAGUACAUAAAGACCGAAGAUAUGCUGGACACGAUUCCGCCCACCGACGAUUGGAAGGACGUCGAAUCGGAAUUUAAAAAUUACGUUUUCCGGUUUGGCUCGAGAGUGACCAAAAGUAAAUGCGAUGUUUUAGAUGUGCCGUUUUCUGAUAAAAAGCAAUUUUUGGAUUUACUACUCGCCGUAUCGCCUAAAGCCAUCUUCGAAAACAUGGAACCGGACGUAAAACAACGCCUUUGGAGACGGGUGGAACCAAUUAUACGCCACGCGGCGGGAAAACGGUGA